Messenger RNA from Polyodon spathula (Mississippi paddlefish), 2307 nucleotides. RefSeq names its product homogentisate 1,2-dioxygenase (gene hgd). Gene Ontology annotation, biological process: L-phenylalanine catabolic process. Bases 296 to 1681 code for a protein of 461 amino acids. Gene Ontology annotation, cellular component: cytoplasm. The transcript has 16 exons. NCBI's taxonomy places the organism in Eukaryota, Metazoa, Chordata, Actinopteri, Acipenseriformes, Polyodontidae. The record is from RefSeq and is a predicted model, not a curated record. Gene Ontology annotation, molecular function: homogentisate 1,2-dioxygenase activity.
UCUCUCCCUCUCCAAAGACUUUGGGAUUCUUCCAUUCUGUAGGAGAAUAGUUCAUGUGACGCUCGGCUUGCAGAAUCCUAGAAGGUACUGGACAGUCCGCAAAACAAACUAGCGUUUUUUUAUUUUUAUUUUCAUUAUAUAUAUAUUUAUAUAUAUAAAUAGAAUAUUUGUUUUGUGAGUUGAAAAUCGUAAAAUACAGAGUAACAUGGCAGAAUUGAAGCAACUUCUGCGAACAGAACAUUUCAGUGCAAGGUGACAUUGCAGCUGCCACUGGGCCCACCUUUACCUGACAUCAAUGAUGGAGCCGGACAGAAAGUCGUCCUUUGAUCACCCCAGUGUAGCGAUACACACCCUCUACAGCCCUUAUUUGACUGGAUUUGGUAAUGAGUUUGCUACAGAAGACCCUCGCUGCCCAGGAGCUUUACCUGAAGGACAGAACAAUCCCCAGGUUUGCCCCUAUGGUCUGUAUGCAGAGCAAUUAUCUGGGUCAGCAUUCACCUGCCCGCGGCCAACCAAUAAGAGAAGCUGGCUGUAUCGGAUCCUGCCCUCAGUGCGUCACAAGCCCUUUGCUCCAGUGGAGCAGGGAUCACUGACACACGACUGGGACAAAGCUGAGCCGGAACCCAACCAGCUCCGAUGGUUGCCUUUCACUGUUCCUAAAGCAAAUGAAAAGAAGAUAGACUUUGUGACGGGUUUGCACACGCUGUGUGGCGCAGGGGACGCAAGGUCUCGCAAUGGCCUUGCUGUUCAUGUUUACACCUGCAACGCCUCCAUGAUUGACAGGUGCUUCAACAACUCUGAUGGUGAUUUUCUAAUUGUGCCUCAGCUUGGAAAACUACUGAUCACAACAGAAUUUGGAAAGAUGACAGUGGAGCCUAAUGAGAUCUGUGUUGUUCAGCAAGGGAUGCGUUUCAGUGUGGAGGUCUUUGGAGAGACCCGAGGCUACAUUCUGGAGGUAUUUGGUGCCCAUUUCGAGCUCCCAGACCUUGGACCUAUUGGUGCCAAUGGCUUGGCUAAUCCCCGUGAUUUUCUGGUGCCCACUGCUUGGUAUGAAGAUCGGAAGGUACCAAGCGGAUACACUGUCAUUAACAAGUACCAGGGCAAGAUGUUUGCAGCUCAGCAGGACUACUCCCCCUUUAAUGUUGUGGCCUGGCAUGGAAACUACACCCCCUACAAGUACAACCUUACAAACUUCAUGGUCAUCAACUGUGUGGCGUUUGACCAUGCUGAUCCCUCUAUUUUCACAGUCCUGACCGCUAAAUCAACUCGCCCAGGUGUGGCCAUAGCCGACUUUGUGAUCUUCCCACCACGCUGGGGCGUGGCCAAUAACACAUUCAGGCCACCCUACUAUCACAGGAACUGCAUGAGCGAGUUCAUGGGCUUGAUCAAGGGCCACUAUGAGGCUAAAGAGGAGGGAUUCCAGCCAGGAGGGGGCAGUCUUCACAGCAUCAUGACCCCGCACGGCCCCGACGCAGACUGCUUCGAGAAGGCAAGCCAGGCAGACCUCAAGCCAGAGAGGGUGGCCGACGGGACCAUGGCUUUUAUGUUCGAGUCCUCCUUCAGCAUGGCUGUCACUAAAUGGGGCCUGGACACCUGUAAACGGCUGGAUAAGAAUUAUUAUAAAUGCUGGGAGCCCAUAAAAAGUCACUUCAAUCCCAACUGGAAACCAAGCAGCAAGUAAAACACAGCAGGAGAAACCAGAAGACCUGGAUGAAGAAUAUUUUUAGUUGAACACACACUGGGAUAGUGAUCAAACUUUACAGACAAUUCAGUGUCAUGAAAUUUGCUGCAAAGAUGGCCUUUUCUGAAUAAAUGAACAAAUUAAAUUCACACAUUAUGCAAAACUGCGCAACUGUGCAAAGUGGAACAUUAAUUAUGGAAUAGUACUAAAAGAACUACUUGAGAAACAUUUCAACUAGAAGUUUCUCAAUGUCUUCAGUGUACAUUAACACUAAAAAUUAACAGGUUUCUUUUAGUUCUACUACAACAUUAAUUGUUAAAAUAAAAAGUAAAUCAAAUUUAUACUUUUAAAAAUGAUAGCCGAGAGCAUACUCACACAUCACUAUGGUUUAAUAUGCUCCCUAUAUGUGAAAUUGGAAUAAGGAAUGGUACAGUUCACUAUGUUAUUGCUCAUAUUAAUUACACUAUUUUGUCUAUCAAGUCGCAGCCCCUUAAUGAUGCAAGUGUAGUCUGCAACUGUUUUAAAUAGCAAUUAAACACAUAUUUAAUUUUUCUAUUAACAAAACAUUCCUGUUAAACUCCUUAGUAGAAUGUAUUAAUACAAAUAUGAAUAAAACAAACAAACUA